Molecule: messenger RNA, 2740 nt
Organism: Amphibalanus amphitrite
Lineage: Eukaryota; Metazoa; Arthropoda; Thecostraca; Balanomorpha; Balanidae
Product: serine/arginine repetitive matrix protein 1-like
Exons: 9
Coding region: 371-2410 (679 amino acids)
Biological process (GO): regulation of mRNA splicing, via spliceosome; mRNA processing
Cellular component (GO): spliceosomal complex
Molecular function (GO): RNA binding
Source: RefSeq, a predicted model, not a curated record
UCCUGUUAAUUUAAAUCGAAUCUGAGGGGUCCGUUUUUGUCAUUUUUUCCACGAAUGUGGUGCUGGAAUCCGAAUCCGAAUUUGAAGCCAACUUUAUGAACGUAUAGAUAGAGCAUGACAUGCUUAUUAUGAAAAUAAAUCACCUAGGCUUGGCAGUUCAAAAAGAAAAUUUGCUUUAUUUUUUUCCAUAAGAUGAGAUGAGUGUCUAACGUACCGCUUCACUGUGAUUCUUGAGAAAGAAUGGUUCAGAGGGGAGUGCCGUAGUUAGCAGUCGCUCACUGAAGAUCAAAGCUCAAGCUUACCGCCUCUGCGGCUCCAGCUUUUCAUUUUUACUGCUUCAGCCUCGUCGUAGCCUCGUUCAAAGGGAGAGAUGGCAGACGCAGGCUUUUUCCGGGGUACAUCUGCUGAGCAGGACAACCGCUUCAGCGACAAGGAAAAGAAAAUGAUGAAGCAAAUGAGGUUCUCAGAUAACCUAACAAAGAAGGUCGACAUGACCCGCGUGAAGCUUGAUGUUCUGAAGCCGUGGAUCACCCAGCGGAUCACGCAGCUGUUGGGCAUCGAAGAUGACGUCGUCAUUGAGUUUGUCUUCAACCAGCUGGAAGAAAGGAACCCAGAUCCAAAGAAGAUGCAGAUCAACUUGACAGGGUUCCUCAACGGCAAAAAUGCUCGUGUUUUCCUGCAUGAGCUUUGGGGACUGCUCAGUUCAGCGACCAUGAAUCCAAGUGGCAUUCCUGACAGUUUCAUCGAACAAAAGAAGGAAGAGAUCCGGCGACGAAAUGAGGACCAGGCACGCCUGGAGCAGGACAUCCGCCGGCAGGUGGAGGCUGAGCGCGAGCGUGUCGAGAAGGAGCUCAAUGUCAGUCACGCCCGACGUCAGUCUCGCUCGCGGUCCCGGGAGCGGAGCGGGCGGCGGCGGCGGCGCUCCCGGAGCAAGAGCCGCAGCCGCUCGCCGCGCCGAGAGCGGGGCUCGGGCGACGGCGCCGCCCGGUCUGAUGAGCAGGUGCCCGAACAGGGCGCCACCGAACCCACCAACGGCUCGACCGCACAUGCUGCGACUAUGGAGGCGGCCGUCGCUCAGGCGGCUGAGGUUGCUGCCUCUCUAGCCCGAAAGGAAGCGGCAGCGUCUGAAAAUGAUAGGUCUACCGAUGCGCCAACGGAAGCCGCUGACAAGCAGGAUGCCACGAAAGAUGGAAAGGAAAAGUCAAACGUGAAAGCAGAGGCUGUCAAGGUGGAACCGGAGUCAGACUCGAAGAAAUCCGACGACUUUGAAAUAAAGAAGAAGGAGGACACCAUUCAAAAGAAGAGGAAGUAUCGUUCAAAUAAAGAAUCAGAUGUUGAGCUCGAAAAGAAGCACGAUCGCUCGAGGAGUGGCCGGGACAGAUCUCGCUCCCGAGAACGUCGCCGCAACCGAUCCGGGUCCUACGACCGGGAUCGGCGGCCUCGGGAGCGGGACCGGGAGCGCGAGAGAGACCGAGAUCGCGACAGGGACAGGGACCGCGAGCGAGACAGAGACCGCGACCGGCGCGUCAGGGACCGGGACCUCGACCGGGAGAGAGACCGCGACGGCGAUCGCGACAGGGACCGACGCGACCGGCGAGACAAGGAGCGCGACCGCGAGCCGCUGGUCCGCAGAGACAGGGAGCGGUCUCCGAGGCGUCGGUCACCGCGCAGGAGGUCACCGCCCCGCCGCGAGAGCAGGGAGCGUGUGGCUGCUCCGGCGCCAGUCCGUUCACAGCGUGCCGGGCGGCGCGGGGAGUCUCCGCCACCCCCGGCCACCAGUCGGCGGCCGGCGCCGUCAUCCCGCCGCGAGCCGGAGCCCUCGUCCAGCUCCUCAGGCGAGGAGAGCGAGUCAGAAGAGUCGUCGGCCAGCGCAUCCAGCGCGGAGUCAGAGGAGGAUAGGAAGCCCAGGCGCAAGAAGAAGAAGAAGGAAGUGUCCAGUAGCUCAGAGGAGGAGGAAAGCUCCAGUGAGGAGGAAGACGAGGAAGAAGAGGAGGUGGAGAAGAAACGCAGAAGUAGGAAACGCAGGAAGCCCAGCACGGACGAAAGCGAAUCCGAGGAAGAGGACUCCGAAGAAGAAAAACGGAGAGCAAAGAAAAAGAAAGAUAAAGCCAAGAAGCGUAAGAAGGAAAAGCGUCGCCGUCGAGAUGACAGCGAAAGCGAUGAGAGUGAUGACGAUGAAGAGGAUGAUAAAGAAGAAAGGCCCAAACAAAAAAGCAGUCGGAAGUCGAGACGGGGUGAUAGCGACGACGACGACGAUGCGGAUUCGUCGUCAAGUGAUGAAGGGAAUCUGGAGGAGUUGGAGAAGAAACUCCGUGAAAAAGCGUUGCGCUCUAUGAAGAGCAAAGGACAGAAACAUGAAUCGGCCAGCGAGUCUGACGAGGGCUCCUCGUCGGACGAUAGUGAGGAGUGAGCUGGUCUACCUCCACUGGGUGGAGUCGCGCUAUUGUGAACUCUGGGAGAUGUUGCAGUGUCUUGUGGGGAGGGUUGUUCACGUGUCGACGCGAUCACCAUUGGCAAGCAGUGUGUGUACUACCCGAAUUGGCCAUCGGCUGACCACAUUACCACACGGACGGUCAGUUCCCGCGCUGCGACUGGUGUCAGGCUCUUCCGUGCUCUUUGGACUGUGAGUGACGCCGCAGCAUUUGUUUGCCUGAUUUCGAAGUGGUCACGUUGUCUUGUUUCUUGAAAGUCAGUUUUUACACAGACCCCUGGACACUGAAAUACACCGGUCAUUGUCGUU